UAGUAAUUAGAAUCCGUAAUUCGCGCCAUUAUGGAAAUUGGAGAAGUUCAAUAUGGUGGUACAGUCACUGUCACCAUUAGAUGACUUCAGCGCUUGUUGAUUCUUAUUUGAUCACUGUAUAAAAACGACAUUUUGACUUUUUAUUUUGCAAGCAAUGAAAGAUAUGGUAGCUACUAUAAGUAGUGCCAGAGACUGGCCGUGGAAAGAUAUGCAAACCAUCGACAGCUUGCUUCGUUGCUCAAUAUGCGGGGAGUUUUUUACAAAUACUAAUUUUAUUCCAUCAUGCUCUCAUAACUAUUGUUCUCUAUGCAUACGAAACUAUCUUAAUGUUGAUUCAAAAUGCCCAAUGUGCGGUGUACCUGUUCAAGAUAGCCAACUAAGGAACAACAGAAUCAUAGAUGAAAUUGUGAAAAGUUUUACAAAAAUAAGGAAUGAUCUGUUACAGUUGUUGAAAAGCUCUUCAUCAAAAGACACAACUAGAGUUGAAGUAAAAUCAAAGACCUCUGGGAAUGAGACGCAUCCCUGUAAGAAAGGUGAAACACCUCGUGCAGAUAAAAAGUAUUCUCAUAAGCGAAAUCGUCAAGAUUCCAGUUGUUCUUCAUCAAGCAAUGAACAAUGGUCACCCAGUCUUCAACACAAAAAACUUAGGAACUUAUGUGAUGAUAGUUCAGAUACUUCUGAAGAGUUGAUACAAGAAAACAAUAAAAAAGGAAGUCAAUCAUAUGUGUCAAAACAAAAAAAGAAAACAUCCUGCAGAAAUGAAGAAGAUUUGAUAUCCUGUCCAGUAUGUGAACUGAAAAUGCCCCAGAGUAGAAUAAAUCUUCACCUAGAUUCGUGUCUUGGAAAUAAACAUCAAAAUGAGGCCAAAACAUUAGCAUGCUCAUCAAAGAAGUCGGAGGACAAAGAAACCCAUGGAAAGUCCGCAGUUUUUGGUGCGAACUCCCUCAUUCCUCUAGUAAAGGGAAGAAAGCCAAUGAAUAAACUCGUGUACAAGCUUUUGUCAAAUACUGAGCUCAAGCGGAAGAUGAAAGAACAUGGACUGUCAAUCAAGGAAGAUAGGCAGACUUUAGUUAAACGGCAUCAGCAGUUUACGAUAAUGUAUAAUAGCGAAUGCGGCAAAGAAAAACCGAAAUCUGUCGGUGAAAUCGUUCGUGUAGUUGAAGAAGAGGAAAAGAAGAAAAAAAGGCCAACGGAAUUUCGUGAAAAAUUGAAUUUUGAUCGAGUUCAAGGUCAGGAAGAAAUUGACAAAAUGAAAAGGGAUUAUAUGGCUCAAAACGAGAGUCAGUUUACUUCUCUUGUCAACCAGAUCAGAAAUAGGAAAAAGAAAAACGAAGCAGGAGCAUCAGGCGAGAAUUUAUAAAUCUAAGAUUUCUUCAUAAUCCAGUUAUGCCGUAUCUUAUCAGUGCUUACUCCAGUUCAUAAAGAUACCGUAGAAACCUUUGAAAUUCAAGUUUUAUACCACGGAAAAAAGGCGAUUUGAACUAUGUUCAAUCAUAUAGAGCCAGUAUGAAAAUAUUCUUACUCAUUUAAGACCAACUGUAACUAUUGUUUGUAGAAAUUCUGCGAGUAUAUCUAUUAUCCAUUGCAACUAAAUAACUGUGUUUCUACAUAACCAACUGUAUUUUAACAAAAUUAGUUUUUGAUGCAUUGUCAUUACUGGAAAAGUCUUAACUGAAUUCGCUUUUUUAUAUUGGUACUCCGUCGAUAAGUUUCGUCUUACUUUACGGUGGAGAAUAGUAGAAAUGUCGGUAUUACCUAUGGCGGAAUGAACUAUAAAUAAUGUUGUAAUAAUUUUGUAGGUGUCAACAUGUUAUACACUUUUAUUUUUACCAUUAGUUGAUUCAUAAAUGACUUAGCUUAUUAAACUUAGGUCAUUUAUGCCACAUGCAGUAAGAGUUGCAAUGCAUACUUACACUUAAGCUUAUAUCCUUGUCCAUGCUGUAUAAUACGGUUUAGAGUGAGGAUCUUAUCUCUCACUGAUCCAAAUUCUCUUUCCAUUUGUUUGGUUUUAGACGAAAAAGGCAAUGAUAAUGGAGGGCAAACUCCUUGCUCAAGCAAAAAGAGUAAUACAACUUUUUCAGAUGAUGAUGCAGCUAGUACCAGUAGCGGUGCUGACUUUGAACCAGCGAAAACACGUUACAGCACGCCACGUAGAAAGUCUCGUAGAUCUGUUACAGAAAAACGUCAACUUCGAAGUAGAGCGACAAUUCUUAAAGUUAUAAACGAAGCUGAUGAUGCUACAACAAACACCAACACGAAGAUCAUUGAUGAUACUGCAAAUACUGCGAAUUCCAUGGAGGCCACUUUUACCUCUGAUAACAUUCCUGAUCCACCUUCACCUUCUUUGCUUGCAAAUAUUGCAAAGGAUUCUGAUGGUGCUGAUGUUGAAUACUGUGAAUGCAACGAGUAUGUAAGUUCACCUCAAGCUGACAAUGGUAACGAAUCAGAAGAAAUGAUAUUUUGACAUGUAAAUAUUAUAAAUGUGCAAAUCUUUACUAAUGACUUACAAAGAUAAAAAUUAUUAAUCAUUAAAUAUUUUCCAUUGUUGUUGAAAGCACUUUUCAAGUUGUAGUGUAAAAGGAAUCAUGUAUAUUCAAAUUAUUACAAACAAAUUAUCCUGCCAUCUAUUAUUGACUUUAGUCGUUUUCCUUAGUGCAUAUGGUCCUUAUUUUAAGGAUUAAUAACAAUGUGAAAAAAUUCCAGCUGCUAAAAGUUUUUAUGUAAAAGUAUGUUGCCUUUUUCCAGUCCUGAUAAUUAAAAAACAUUCCUAUUUUGCAAAUUAACUAAUUAACAGUUGUCAAACUAGCAAUUAUGAACAGUUCUAAAAAAAUAGACAAUAAAUAUAUAGUUACAUAUGUCAAGCAUAAAAAAUAAUAAAAUGCCAUCA
Molecule: messenger RNA, 2887 nt
Organism: Xenia sp. Carnegie-2017
Lineage: Eukaryota; Metazoa; Cnidaria; Anthozoa; Malacalcyonacea; Xeniidae
Product: E3 ubiquitin-protein ligase RAD18-like
Exons: 15
Coding region: 155-1360 (401 amino acids)
Biological process (GO): DNA damage tolerance; protein monoubiquitination
Cellular component (GO): Rad6-Rad18 complex; nucleus
Molecular function (GO): single-stranded DNA binding; ubiquitin protein ligase activity
Source: RefSeq, a predicted model, not a curated record